Molecule: messenger RNA, 1379 nt
Organism: Danio aesculapii
Lineage: Eukaryota; Metazoa; Chordata; Actinopteri; Cypriniformes; Danionidae
Gene: nrm
Product: nurim
Exons: 4
Coding region: 56-883 (275 amino acids)
Cellular component (GO): nuclear membrane
Source: RefSeq, a predicted model, not a curated record
CAGCCGCCUCUUCCGGAAGUAUCGUUGCUGUCGGUUUGAAAAUAUAAAUAUUGUCAUGGCGUCGGUAACUUUUCGCGACGGUUUUCUCUGCGUUUCUGCUUUGAUCACCUUCGUGUUCGUGUUUGUUACCGGCGCAGAUUUUGUCCGUUUCGUGUCGUUUCGUGCCAUCAAUCAUAACCUGAGCGGAGCCGCGCCUCUGUGUCGAGACUCUGUUCCCUGGUCUGUGGCUCUGCGUGAUGGGGUGGUUCAGAAGGCAGUGGCUGUGGAUGUUCUCCUUCUGGUCGUCUUUAGCCUUCAGCACAGUCUGCUGGCCUGGACUCCAGUGAAAAGAGUCUGUCAGAGUGUGUUUGGGAUUUUGAGCAGAUCUGUGUAUUGUUUCACCACCGCCGCUGCACUGCAGAUAUUAAUGCAAUAUUGGCGCCCAAUCACCAGCGCCCCCUGCCUGUGGUCAGUGAGCAGUGCACCCUGGGAAAUCUGGUUCCCGCUCAUCUGUUUUAUAGUACACUUUCUAUGCUGGGCCAUAAUCUGCAGCAUCCUGCUUAUCUUUGACUAUCCAGAGCUACUUGGCAUCAAACAGGUGUAUUAUGAGUGUUUGGGUCUGGGUGACCCUCUGCUGCUCAAGUCUGAGCGAGCGCAGCGGCUAUACUCUCACCUCCGUCAUCCGGUGUGUGUGGAGCUGCUGACGGUGCUGUGGCUCCUGCCCUCCUUCCCGCUGGACCGACUCCUGCUGGCCGUGUUCCUGACAGUGUAUCUGAUCUUGGCGCACUCGCUGGACAAACAGGACUGCGCUUACCUGCGGCACCAGCUGCGCAACAAACUCCAGCUCUUCUCCACACCACUAGAGGGCAGUGAGCAGACAAAUGACAACAAUAAACUUGAGUGAACGACGGUAAUGCAGGAGUCAGCAAAUGCUUUUAAGUCAGUAUGCUGUGUUUAAAAGUCAUACGGUGCAUCUGCGAUUGCAUGAUUCUUUACUAUAGUAUGUGAAUAACAAUAAUGCUGCGUCCAAAUUUGCAUACUAUCCAUCCUAAAUAGUAUUCGAAAAAAGAAUUAGCGAGUUCCAAAUCAUAGUAUGUUGAAAUUAUUGCAAAGUUACCUGGAUGGUCAACUAUUUCUGGUACAAAUUCGAAGUUCACAUUUGUGCUAACGCUAACUGCUAAUAUUGUUGCUAAUAAAUUUAUUUUAUACCGUUAAUUUGAUUAGAACUACAAAUGUGGGUAAAAACUGUUAUCAAACUACAAACAUGGCGGACAUGCAAUAUCGAAAGUCAGUGCGUCUGAAAUCUCAUACUUCUCUACUAUAGUGUGUGCAAAACAAUGUUCGCUGUGUCCAAAUUUGCAUACCAUCCAUCCUAAAUAGUAUUCAAAAAUGUAAUUAGC